Molecule: messenger RNA, 681 nt
Organism: Anopheles moucheti
Lineage: Eukaryota; Metazoa; Arthropoda; Insecta; Diptera; Culicidae
Exons: 1
Coding region: 88-420 (110 amino acids)
Source: RefSeq, a predicted model, not a curated record
UCUUUUCUUUUCGUUCUUGGUCGUAGGCAGUUGAGAAAUUUUUCGGGAAAAGAUACAUAAUUUGAAGCAAUAUAUUAGCUUCCGAAAAUGCCAUCCGUAGAGCCUACUGAUUGCGGUUCCGAGGCCCGGGAGUGCACGAGCGCAAACGGCGACUAUAGCAGUGAAAUGUCCUCCGAAAGUACACUGAGUCAUGAUACGCCGGAUCCAGACCGUCAGCUUAUACCUGGAGACCGUAUCGAACACAGUGAACAAAUCGAAAUGCCUGCGGUGCGGGAGUUUACGCAGAACGAUAAGAUCAACAAGUUUCUUCUGAAUUCCUUCCUGCAACGUAUCAACGAUUCCAGUAAUACCGAGGAACGUCGUGAACCGGGUGCGGCUGGUGCGGUCGCCGAAGAACAAGAACAGGAUUUCGAUUCUUAGCCAUGAAAGAGAAGGAGUCGGCUAUGCCGAGAUACAGCGCAUUACAUUUGCGAUAAGAAACGAAGCUCUACAUUAACACGUAUCAGUUAAGUUUUGUGUCUUACGUGUUUGUACAAUAAGGCUGGCCUGGAUGAUUUAAAAUAAGUGAAUAAAUAUCGCCUUUAAUGAACAAUGUUAAUGAACACGUAUUUAUAUUAUAACAUGUACUCGUUUGUUGUGUUAACAAGCAAGUAGCAGAAACGGAUAAACGUCGCGGAUACA